CACAUGUCGUGGCCUGUAAAAUAAAUAAAUAAAAACAUGAGUGAAAUAGGAAAUAUUUGGGGUGGAUGUGAGGCCUGAAACACAGGCCCAAGUCCAACAACAGGAAAUUAUGGUCGCACCAGACCCAACACCGAGAGGGAUAUUAGUAUUGAAAAAAAUACAAGGCCAGAAAGUAAGAUAUUGUAGAUAGAAUGAAUGAGCGGAACCAAACUAUAGUAGCUGUUCCAGACCAGAUAGCAGAUACUGUUGCGAGGGCUUGUCCAUGGCUCCAAUGGCAGCCACAAUAAAACCAUUAUUUCCAUUUUCACUUUCAUUGAAACAAACAAUUUCUCCAUGGAUUUCGUUAAAACCCAUGUUGGAUUCUGUGCCUAUUCUGCCUAUUUCACACUUCAGUGGACAAAGAAGAGCACAAGUUGCAGUCUCUGUCGCAUUCAAUCCUUCAGGGAACUUCGACCUCCCUCUGCUUGAUGAAGAUGAUGAAACUAAGGUUGAACCUCCAAUGCCUCCAAGGGAAGGCCGAUUUGAUGUUGUUAUAGAUAAUGACAUAAUCAGUCGCCUUGACUUGUCACCAUUUCAAUCUGCAACUGGAAUUACUUCACCUUCAUCAGCGGAGCCAAAAGAGUACCUGCAGCGUACAAUUGGGUUUAUGAUUAACUACACAAGAGAAGAUCCGCGUGAUCCUCGAGAACUAUCUGAAUUUCCAGAUAUAAGACUAUGGUUUGUGAGACUUGAUGCUACCUAUCCAUGGCUGCCCGUGUUGUUGGACUGGCGAGCCGGGGAGCUUGCUCGUUAUGCAGCAAUGUUGGUUCCUCACCAGAUGAAUAUGAAGAUGGGUGUUGUCUUUAAUCCCGAGGCACUGGAGUUGUUUGUGAUGAAGAAAGUGUUCAUUGUGUACUCAUGGUUGAAAGAACAUGAUAUACCAAAGCCUAGAUUGAAGACAAAAGAUAUGGCUAGAAUGCUUGGAUUUGGAAUAGGAGAUGAGCUUUUUGACUUAAUUGACAAGGAAACCUGAAACCCCGACAUUAGAUUCGAUAUUCAAGUUGAAAUGAGCUGCAAUGCAAUGCAGUUCCAACUAAGUAGAAGUGAAGGUUAAUCACAUGCAACUACAAAGUGCAGCAUUUCUAGCUCUCAGAUUUAACAAAUUACUAGCAUGCAGUUCCUCUGAAAGGAGGCACUCCUUCUCUCGAAGUUACGGAGUUAUUUUGCCGAGUUCAUUAGAGAGGGGCGCAAGGUGAAGAAGCAAAUCAAAAUAUUUCACAGAUGAUGUGAUUGUUACUCAUGUAAUCUUGUGCUAUUAAGUAUUAACACAUACUAUGUAUAUGCUUCACAAGUAAUUAUUAAUUAAUGUACU
This is a messenger RNA of Tripterygium wilfordii, 1351 nucleotides long. Its product is annotated as protein CHLORORESPIRATORY REDUCTION 6, chloroplastic. The record is from RefSeq and is a predicted model, not a curated record. Gene Ontology annotation, cellular component: chloroplast. Gene Ontology annotation, biological process: NAD(P)H dehydrogenase complex assembly. Bases 263 to 1012 code for a protein of 249 amino acids. The transcript is spliced from 4 exons. NCBI's taxonomy places the organism in Eukaryota, Viridiplantae, Streptophyta, Magnoliopsida, Celastrales, Celastraceae.